Molecule: messenger RNA, 1026 nt
Organism: Melampsora larici-populina 98AG31
Lineage: Eukaryota; Fungi; Basidiomycota; Pucciniomycetes; Pucciniales; Melampsoraceae
Product: family 10 glycoside hydrolase
Exons: 8
Coding region: 1-1026 (341 amino acids)
Biological process (GO): carbohydrate metabolic process
Molecular function (GO): hydrolase activity, hydrolyzing O-glycosyl compounds
Source: RefSeq, a predicted model, not a curated record
AUGAAUCAGAUCACUCAGCCAAUCAAUGGCAACGAUGCUUCAAAUAAUGGUACUGGGGGCGGUGAUACUCCAGACCCCGACGAAUGUCAAGAAAAGAUAUACGUUGGGACAGCAGUUGAUACACCGUAUUUCAAUAACCAAUCAUACGUUGAUGCUGUCAAGACAUAUUUCGAAUACAUAACGCCUGGUAACGUGAUGAAGUGGGAUGCAACCGAGAAGACACAAGGCGUAUUCUCUUUCAACGCAUCAGACAAGAUUGUCAAAUUCGCAAAAGACAACGGGAAAACGAUACGUGGACAUGUCGGGGUUUGGCACAAUCAGGUACCGCAAUGGUUAAAAGAUCUUGAUGGACCUGGACUUGUAAAUGCCACCCAAAAUCACAUCAAAACCGUCUUACAGUACUAUAAAGACGAUCUAUACUCCUUUGACGUUUGUAAUGAAGUCUUGGGAGAUGAUGGAAAUCUGCGUGAUUCAUUUUGGUCACAAAAGUUGAAUGAUUCUUUCAUCGAAAUGGCAUUUCAAGCUGCCUUGGAUGCGGGUACUAAUAUCAAACUUUAUAUCAACGAUUACAAUGUUGAGGGACUCGGAAAGAAGUCAGAUGCUUAUUACGCCAUCGUGAAAUCAUUAGCCGAAAAGAAACUUCUACAUGGUGUUGGAUUGCAAGGGCACAUGAUCGUGGGAAAACUGCCACGACUCGAAGAGAUGAAAGCAAACCUCAAACGAUAUGUCGAUUUAGGUCUUGAGGUCGCCUACACCGAAGUCGAUGUAAGGCUUCCUUUGCCCGCGUCUCCAAAGGAUUUGGCGCAACAAGCCCAAGACUACGCUACCUUUGUAACGGCUUGUAAGGAGACUCCGGGCUGUAAAGGUGUCACUGUUUGGGGUGUUGGGUACCCUGACUCUUGGGUUCCAUCAACAUUUCAUAAUUUCGGAGACGCUCUUCUUCUUGACGAUAACUAUCAGCCAACCGAAGCAUUUAACUGUUUUGAGCAGGCUUUGAAAGGGAACGUCACUCAAGGAUCUUCCUAG